AUGGAGACCACAACCCAAGACCUGAGCAACUUCACUCGUCCAGUUGGAUUCUACAUCAGAGGAUUCUACGCGCUGAAGAACAGUGAAUACUACUUCAUAUUUCUAGCAGUCAUCUACGUUUUUACACUCGCGGCCAAUCUCACUUUGAUGGUUAUCAUUUGGUUUUCAGAGGUCCUACACACACCCAAAUACAUGGCGGUCUUCAGCCUGGCUGUGGUCGAUGUGAGUUUGAGCUCGGCUCUCAUCCCCAAAGCCGUCAACAUGUACCUCUUCGACUCAAAAUUCAUCUAUUUCAAUGCCUGCUUGGCUCAGAUGUUCUUUGUUGACUUCUUUGCUUCCAUGGAGGCCUUCUGUCUCUGCGUCCUGGCGUAUGACAGGCUUAUUGCGAUAUGUUUCCCGCUAAGGAGCCAUACUAUAAAUACAAACCGUAAAAUGAUGUUGGUCAUAAUGGUUUCCUGGUCGAUUCCGCUCAUCAUAGACGUGGUCAUGGUUGCGUUGAUACCCCCCUUGCCGUACUGCAAAUCGACCAUCGUCAACAGCUUCUUCUGUGAUCACGGCCCCGUUUUCAAGAUAGCCUGUGGGGAUUACUCUCCCAACUGGUUUAUGGCCGCUUUUACCACAGUUGCGUUGUACUUUGCUCCUUUCGGCUUCAUCGCGCUGACGUACCUAUGUAUAAUUUAUGCCAUUUUGAAUAUCGCCUCUUCGGAGAGCAGGUGGAAAGCGUUUAAAACAUGCACCUCACACUUGAUUCUGGUCGCUCUUUUCUUCGUGCCCUUCUUCGUGACCUACAUUCUUGCAUGGGUCAACGUGAACAUUGACACGGACACGAGGAUCAUCAACACGUCCCUGUCCGCCUCCAUCCCCCCACUGCUCAAUCCCAUCAUUUACUCCUUAAAGACGGAAGAGAUUCUGGAAAUUAUUAAGAAGUAUCUGGGUAUGAGGAAAACAAACCCACGAUAAAUGUACCUUUUUGGGGGGCCCUGCUGACUUGUCUCUAUUCACUGUGUCUGCAGUGUUUCGUUUUGAAAUUUUAGGUAGACAUCUUCUUCGCGAUUACAGGGUGUUUUUUUUAAUUAUUAGUCAUUUAAUUACUCUUAAUCUUUAACAUUCUGUGACUGUAGACUGUAGACAUUCUGUACGUGUGACUGUAAAGCGUAGCACAUUUUAAUGUGCGGAUAUGAGUUAUAACGCGAAA
Molecule: messenger RNA, 1195 nt
Organism: Scleropages formosus (Asian bonytongue)
Lineage: Eukaryota; Metazoa; Chordata; Actinopteri; Osteoglossiformes; Osteoglossidae
Product: olfactory receptor 10G3-like
Exons: 1
Coding region: 1-960 (319 amino acids)
Biological process (GO): G protein-coupled receptor signaling pathway; detection of chemical stimulus involved in sensory perception of smell
Cellular component (GO): membrane
Molecular function (GO): olfactory receptor activity; odorant binding; G protein-coupled receptor activity
Source: RefSeq, a predicted model, not a curated record